AUGGACAAGAAGGCUGAGGACCAAAUGGAUGCUUCCAGCAAGGCUGACAGGGAAGCUCAGUGGGUGGGUGACACAUACGAUGAGAACAAAGGAAAUUACAAGUUCUGCAAGUCCAUCUUCCUUCAGGUCACCAUCUUGGAGGCACUUUGUGUUUACGGCUGUCUGGCUGGAGCAGUGGUGGUGAACCUUUUAGAGCUUUCUGUGAUAGCAAGCAGCUGGCCGCAGCAUGCAUUCCACGGUUUCACCAUCACUGCAUCAGAGCAAAGUGGAAUGUGCUUCUCCUUCUGCCACUCCUGCCUGAGGCUCUCAGAUGCAGCUAAUGGCAACUUCAAGAGUAGCUGUGAAAGCCAUCCCUCCCCCUACCAGCAUCCUCUCAGGCCCAGCCUCAUCACCACUUCUCAGCUCCAGUCAUUUCCUGGGGAAGGCUUCCCUGCCAUGCAGAUGACUACAGGGAAGGCUUCUGGUGUCUGGAAUUUAACAGAAGCACAGAAUGGAUCAGAAUUGGAGGCUAGGACUCAGUCAAAAAUCAAGUAUGACUGGUAUCAAACAGAAUCUCAAGUAAUUAUGACACUUAUGAUUAAGAAUGUUCAGAAGAAUGAUGUAAAUGUGGAAUUUUCAGAAAAAGAGUUAUUUGCUUUGGUGAAACUUUCUUCUGGAGAAGAUUACAAUUUGAAACCGAGACUGCUUCAUCCUAUAAUACCAGAACAGAGCACAUUUAGAGAACUUUCAAAAAAGAUUGAAAUUAAAAUGAAAAAGCCAGAGGCUGUGAGAUGGGAAAAACUAGAGGGGCAAGGAGAUGUGCCUACGUCCAAACAGUUCAUAGCAGAUGUAAAGAACUUAUAUCCGUCAUCAUCUCAUUAUACAAGAAAUUGGGAUAAGUUGGUUGGUGAGAUCAAAGAAGAAGAAAAGAAUGAGAAAUCAGAGGGAGAUGCAGCUUUAAACAAGUUAUUUCAGCAGAUCUAUUCAGAUGGCUUUGAUGAAGUCAAACGUGCCAUGAACAAAUCAUUUAUGGAAUCUGGUGGUACAGUUUUGAGUACCAACUGGUCUGAUGUCAGUAAAAGGAAAGUUGAAAUCAAUCCUGCUGAUGAUAUGGAAUGGGAAAAAUACUAAAUAAAUUAAUUUGCUAUCACUGUAAAAAAAAAA
Messenger RNA from Cavia porcellus (domestic guinea pig), 1143 nucleotides. RefSeq names its product protein SGT1 homolog. Gene Ontology annotation, molecular function: protein-folding chaperone binding. The transcript is spliced from 4 exons. Lineage: Eukaryota; Metazoa; Chordata; Mammalia; Rodentia; Caviidae. The coding region runs from base 1 to 1110 and encodes 369 amino acids. The record is from RefSeq and is a predicted model, not a curated record.